Perkinsus marinus ATCC 50983 is the source of this 1170-nucleotide messenger RNA. RefSeq lists its product as hypothetical. The transcript is spliced from 10 exons. NCBI's taxonomy places the organism in Eukaryota, Perkinsozoa, Perkinsida, Perkinsidae. Gene Ontology annotation, biological process: protein transport. The record is from RefSeq and is a predicted model, not a curated record. Bases 1 to 1170 code for a protein of 389 amino acids.
AUGUCUUCUCUCAAGAAGAGCGUCAUGGGCAUUUUCGACCGCUGGAAAGCUUCCACAUGCAAGGCUAACCUGCAGCUGGCGGGCAAACGGUGCACACUACAGCGGAACAAAGUGAUAAAGUCUCAGCGGGUGGCAGAGCGUGAGAUAGCGGAGAUGCUCCGACAGGGGCGAGAGGAAAAGGCUCGGAUUAAGGCUGAGCAGUUGAUCGCUAAUCAGAAAUUAGAGAGCGCCUAUGAUAUCCUGGAAACGCACUGUGAGCUGCUUUAUACGAGAAUCCAAUACAUCGAUCAGUCGAAGGAAUGCCCGCCCGACCUUAUCUGUCCGGUCGCCACGUUAAUCUAUGCGGAGAAGCGGUUGACGGUUCCAGAGAUGGCCAACUGUGUGAGGCAGUUCGACUUGAAAUACGGUCGUACUUGGUGCCAACAACAUAUAGAUAAUUCCACUCAAGAUGUAGCUCCAAAGCUUGUGGGCCUUCUGACCAUAGCACCGCCGAGCGAGAAUAUGGUGCUAGAUGCAUUAGAAGAGAUAGCCACCAAGUUUGAUGUGGAAUGGGAGCGUCCGCCAAGUAUUGAGGAGAAGUUAGCUGCGGCUCCUGGAACGUUGAAUGUCUCGGUCUUGCCUCCCUCCCCGAUAUCAACGACCCCGCUCGCGAAUAUUACGCAGAAUCAACAGCAGGUCUCUCCUAGUGCGAGUGAACCUACUGUUUUACCGGAGUCGGCUUCGAGCCCGGAAAAGGACACUAGCGGUUUUGUGGCGAAUCCAGAAUUGGACGAAAUUGAAUUUGACGACUUGGCAAAAGAGCAGGAUUCCAUUAGCAAAACACACUCCGAGCCCGCGGGGCACGCCUCACCAGGUAAGGCCCCGUCAGAGACCAGCUCGCAUGGUGCUUCACGUCGUACGAGUUCCCGGCCCAGCAUUCCCAGCCCGUCCCCUUUCGCGCCGCCUUUGCCUCCGUCACUCCGUAAGAAAAUACCAGGCGAGGACGAGGAGGAGGAGAAUGAUGUGUUUCGGCCGGCUCGGACAUCGGUCAAUAGCAACAGGAAACCAAGCCCGUCACGUGUGACGAGUGGACCGGGGCGGUUGUCUGCCGACAAGAAAAGCGAAGGAGAGAACGAGGACGCUGAAUUUGACGAGCUCCUGCAGAGAUUUAAUAAACUGAAGGAUUCAUAG